AUGGGCGAGGAGCGCUACCGGCUCGUCGUGCUCGGCUCCGCCAAGGUUGGCAAGACGUCAUUGAUACGGCAGUACCUCUAUCACGAGUUCUCCGAGAAGUACAAGGAGACGAUCGAGGAUUUGCAUUCCAGGCAGUUCAGGAUUCAGACGUUCAAAGAGAUGUCCGAUCUGUGGCAAGAGAUCUGCGAUCGGCGUCCGGAUAUUGCACUCCUGCCUACCGUAGUCGUUGGGAACAAGUGCGAUUUGGGGUCGAAGAAGAUAUUCGAAGCUACCGCUACUGCUUUUACAAAGCGUUUGAGUGGAGAUGUACGAUAUUUAGAGGUCUCGGCCAAGAACAACCUCCGUGUCGUCGACAUUUUUCGGCAACUCCUGGAGAUUUCCGGAUUUCCCAGAUGCAAGGGUAUUAACCUUCCCACUCCUCUCAAGGCUUCCGGUGGACGGCUUGAAGACCUCGGUGAGGAGUCGAAGGAAGGUUCUCCGAUUUUGAGAAGAUAUAACACAACGAGGGAACGGCCGACGAAUCGGCAAAUCUUCAUGCACAAGGAAGCGUUCAAGGAAAACGAGGUCCAGGCCAAGGAAAGUCCACCAUUAAACCACCAAGCCUCCCAUCCACUACUCUCCCUCUCCGAACGAAUCCUUGGCCACAACGACCUGAAGCGGAAUCGAUCGUUAAGGAUGAAAUCGCCACGUCGUGAAAAGGACACCAUCGAAAAGAAAUCGUUGGAUGAUACUGAGACCAAGCCGCUGAGCCGCUCCGGGAGUCUGAUCCGCCGAACCAAACAUCUCAGCCUCAAGAUGCGCCGCCAUGGGGAUAAGCAGGAAAGCCCGCAAGUCGUUGACGAAAGCGAUUGCCGGAUACAG
Molecule: messenger RNA, 861 nt
Organism: Mesorhabditis spiculigera
Lineage: Eukaryota; Metazoa; Nematoda; Chromadorea; Rhabditida; Rhabditidae
Source: the annotation of a GenBank genome assembly